AUUUUUCUCCAAAAAGUUUAAAGUUUCCCUGUUUUGUUUCGCCUUCCGACCUCUUAUCUUUCUUUCUUUCUCGGGUUCCCAUCUCCCUCAAAUUGGGAACCUGAAAAUCGAUUCCUCAACUUCACAAUCAUUUUUCCAGAAUGGGUCUAAAGCUCUCAAGAGGGCCUGGAAAAGAGAAAUCAGCUCUAGAACUAAGGCCUCACAUUCUGACCUACCUAACCACAAAUUCUUACCUACGUAACUUGGUGUCCAAGAAACGAAGACGGUUAACCAUGGGUGGAUAUGAUCUCGACAUGUCUUAUAUCUCCGACAAAUUGUUGGCUAUGUCCUUUCCCGCCGAACGAAUGAGAGCAGUUUAUAGAAACCCUCUUUGGCAAGUCAAGUCUGUGCUUGAUAUGCGACAUCAUAAUCACUACAAGGUCUAUAACCUAUGCAUAGAAGAAUGUUAUGACCCAGAAAACUUCUACGGCCGCGUGGAGAGAUUCCCAUUUGAUGACAACCAUGUCCCAACUCUUAAAAUGAUCCAACUUUUCUGCCAAAGUGUUCAUUCUUGGCUCUCAUUAGAUCCCAAAAACAUCGCAGUGGUGCACUGCAUGGCAGGAAAAGGCAGAACAGGACUAAUGGUGUCAGCAUACCUUGUCUAUGGUGGAAUGUCAGCUGAGGAAGCUCUAGAGAUGUACGCAAACAGAAGAACCACAAACAAUAAUGGAGUCUCGAUACCUAGCCAGCGUCGUUAUGUGAAAUACUGGUCACAUUUACUCUCGUUUGGUAAAAGAAUUGGAAACAGACCUCCAGAGGUUAAACUACCUCAAGAACAUAGCAGAGAGUUGCUGAGAAUUAGACUUUACGAUACCGUCAAUGUUGAUUCUGUCUUCUUUGUGGUCUCAGAACUUCAGGAGGUUCCCAAUGAGUUGUAUCCACCAUCUGUAGAACUUUCAAGAGGUUGUUGUAGACAAUUCAAGAAAGGGUACUUUAGAAGCUUGAGUCCACGGUAUUAUAUAUCUCAUUCCCAUAUGAACUGUGAUUCCGAAGAAGAAGAGGUGCUAACAAAUAGACAAGAACCGCGUCUUGUUGUUCAAAUGGAUACAGAGAGUUCUAUCAUCGACGAGAAAACAUGUCUUGACUUCUACUUUGACAAACCUGUCAGAGUGAGUGGAGAUAUACGCAUCACAUUCUAUCAGAAAAUGAUUGGAAGCCGUCUCUUUUAUACUUGCUUCAACACAGCCUUUAUAACCAAUGGACUGCUUCAGUUUUCCAUAGGAGAGCUAGAUAAAGUUGGUGGUAAUGGAAGAUCAAUAUCUGGUCCUGACUUUAGUUUGGAGUUGCUUUUUACUCCAGCUAGUUCCAAAUCAGGAAAGCUUCUUUCCCGAGAUGACCUUUGUCUCCCUUGAGGCCUCUGUUUCGGCUCCUUCAAACCCGAGUAGUUGAAGCCACAAAAGAGUUAUGAAUACUGAGCUGAUGCUGCAAACACCUCCAUUUCUUACACCGACAUUUCUCCUGUUCAAAAGCAGAGGCAAAUGAGAAAUCUUGAAACACUAGCAGCAAGUAGCUAAUGCAAAUGGCACAUAACAUAUAGUUUUCUCAACAAUUUUUUUUUGUAGCAGGGACUGUAAUUUUGGUAAAUGAUAGACAUUAAUGUAAAAUUGUUACUAUCUUGCCAUCCAUUUUUCACUAG
Raphanus sativus (radish) is the source of this 1675-nucleotide messenger RNA. Its product is annotated as phosphatidylinositol 3,4,5-trisphosphate 3-phosphatase and protein-tyrosine-phosphatase PTEN1. The record is from RefSeq and is a predicted model, not a curated record. Gene Ontology annotation, molecular function: protein tyrosine phosphatase activity; phosphatidylinositol-3,4,5-trisphosphate 3-phosphatase activity. The transcript is spliced from 8 exons. Gene Ontology annotation, biological process: phosphatidylinositol dephosphorylation. Gene Ontology annotation, cellular component: cytosol. Lineage: Eukaryota; Viridiplantae; Streptophyta; Magnoliopsida; Brassicales; Brassicaceae. Bases 141 to 1391 code for a protein of 416 amino acids.